Molecule: messenger RNA, 476 nt
Organism: Annulohypoxylon truncatum
Lineage: Eukaryota; Fungi; Ascomycota; Sordariomycetes; Xylariales; Hypoxylaceae
Exons: 2
Coding region: 72-362 (96 amino acids)
Source: RefSeq, a predicted model, not a curated record
CCCCUUUAGGCUUAGAGUGGCGUGUUCUCGAGAUGCCUCCUCGGUUUACAGAAGACAGGGCGAGUCUCAUCAUGGUUAGAAUUGAACAGCAAUGCAGACUGGGGGCUGCGUCCCAAAUUCUUUUUUUUUUCUUUUCCCUCUUCUACAUGGCAUGUAGAGUAGGAUGUUUUUUCUGGCCCAACAGGGAGCUAUUGUUCAAGGGAGAUCCUCUUAUCGUUUGGGAUAAUUUGCUCCACUCCGGUAAUAUUCCCCUUACGCUAAACAGGGCUUCAACCUGGCUCUUCUCUUUCGAAUCUUUCUCGAAUGCCUUCCUACCUUUGGCACUAGGAAUCGACCCGGCCGCGAGUCUGGGGUGUGCUUGAAACUUGGCAGGCACUUGAGCCGCGAUGGGAAACAAUACAAUAUCAUUUUUUUGCCUCCGUGGUAUGAGUCGAAUUUGAAAUUAGCCCCAAGCGAGAUACAUCCAUAAUAUCAUG